Molecule: messenger RNA, 1133 nt
Organism: Dacryopinax primogenitus
Lineage: Eukaryota; Fungi; Basidiomycota; Dacrymycetes; Dacrymycetales; Dacrymycetaceae
Exons: 12
Coding region: 9-929 (306 amino acids)
Source: RefSeq, a predicted model, not a curated record
GUGACCUCAUGGACCAGGUUGCGUUCGUGAACGCAGCUCGAGCUGGGAGGUUUAGUACAUAUGACACCGUCGUGGGCAUGACUCUCGUAGCAUUCGACUACAUCCUCAACAUUAACAAGGAGCGAAAGUUCAUUUGGGGCAAAGGAUGGGGCCUUGGCAAAAUUCUGUACUUCAUCGUCCGCUACAUGCCCUUCCUCGACUUUCCCAUCUGGCCGUUCGCGGAUUCCUUCGUCGCCGGGGGGAAUCUUCCGAUGGACUGUAACGUCGCGACAUACUUUGUGGUUAUCACGCUGAGCAUCGCAACGUGCGUCUCGGAUGUUGUGUAUGGGCUGAGGACGUGGGCAUUGUGGGAGAGAGGUCGUUGGAUCGGGUUGUUCCUCAUCGUCGCAGGCGUAGCCUUCCACGGAACGGCAAUCGCGCUGCUCGCCACGUCUCCCACGCGUACACCAGUACAACGGAUCCCUCGGUUGGACGGAUGUUUCACCCCGCCUGGAGAUUAUGCACAGACAUCGGCCGCGAUGUGGAAGGCGUUUCUCCUGACGACGAGUUAUCAGCUCGUUUUAUUCAUCGCAACUGUGAUCAAGGGCGUGCAACACUUCACCCAAAGUAAGAUCCAGGUGCUGGAAGGAGUGUUAUACCGGGAUGCGUUCUUCGCGUUCCUGAUUCAGAUAGGCGUCGAAUUUGUCAAUGUCGCACUAGUGAUCAGCACCCAAAGCGUCAACUACUCCCUCAAUGGCACAUAUCGCGCUCUAGUCUCCGUCCUCUCAGCGCGGAUGAUCCUCGAUCUCCGCGAGGCGGCCACGACGCUCGACCCGUGGGAGACGACCAUUCCUGCCGCAGCGCAUCGGCGGGAGGUGUUCGCUUUACAUAAUCGGGAGACGAUCAGGGAACCGAGUAAUGCUUUCACCUCGAGCGAUGGGUGGGGAUGAUAGAAGAUGGAGCUGGGAAGUCGAGGGGCUUUGAUCCGGAACUUAUGCCUUGAGACGGACAAACUCGCAAGUUAAGUCCUCGUUAUUGUGGGGGUUGUAGGGUAUUGGGGCUGGGCUCGAAAUGGACUCCGAGCUGCCAAGGUGGAAUAUGUAUCACACAUCUCUGGAAGAAUAGAAUGGGACAGGUCAAGUCUGAUCAUACAG